CGCGGGGGCGGGGCGGGGCGCGGGGGGUGUCGUGGCCGCCGCCGGCAGCGCCGAGCCCCGCUGUCGCCAUGGCCGCGCCGCCGCCGCCCGCCGCCGCCAAGCGGAUCCUGUGCGUGGGGCUGGUCUGCCUGGACAUCAUCAGCGUGGUGGAGGCCUACCCCGCCGAGGACACCGACACCAGGUGCCUGUCGCAGCGGUGGCAGCGGGGCGGCAACGCCUCCAACUCGUGCACGGUGCUGGCCCUGCUGGGAGCCCCCUGCGCCUUCAUGGGCUCCCUGGCGCCCGGACGCGCCGCCGACUUCGUCGUGGCGGAUUUCCGGCGCCGGGGUGUGGACGUGGCGCACGUGGCCUGGCAGCCCCGGGGGGACGUGCCAUGCGCCUGCUGCGUCGUCAGCGCCGCCAGCGGCUCGCGGACCAUUGUGCUCCACGACACCAACCUGCCCGACGUGACGGCCCGCGACUUCGAGCAGGUCGACCUCUCCCAGUACAAGUGGAUCCACUGGGAGGGCCGGAACGCGUCGGAGCAGGUGAAGAUGAUGCGGCGCGUGGAGGAGCACAACCGGGCCCAGCCGGCGGCGCAGCGCGUGCGCACCUCGGUGGAGGUGGAGAAGCCGCGGGAGGAGCUGUUCCAGCUCUUCGGGCACGGCGACGUGGUCUUCGUCAGCAAGGACGUGGCGCGGCACCUGGGCUACGGGUCGGCGGCCGAGGCCCUGCGGGGGCUGCGCGGCCGCGUGCAGCAGGGGGCCACGAUCGUGUGCGCCUGGGCCGAGGCGGGGGCCGACGCCAUGGGGCCCGGCGGGGAGCUGGUGCACUCGGACGCCUUCCCGCCGGCCGCCGUGGUGGACACGCUGGGCGCCGGCGACACCUUCAACGCCGCCGUCAUCUUCGCCCUCUCCGAAGGGCAGAGCCUGCAGGAAGCCAUCACCUUCGGCUGCCGCGUGGCCGGCAGGAAGUGCGGCGUCCAGGGCUACGACGGCAUCGUGUGAGCCGGGCGCCGGCGCCGCCAAUAAAGCUGCCCGCGA
Messenger RNA from Dromaius novaehollandiae (emu), 1022 nucleotides. RefSeq names its product ketohexokinase (gene KHK). The record is from RefSeq and is a predicted model, not a curated record. Gene Ontology annotation, biological process: fructose metabolic process. The transcript has 8 exons. NCBI's taxonomy places the organism in Eukaryota, Metazoa, Chordata, Aves, Casuariiformes, Dromaiidae. The coding region runs from base 69 to 986 and encodes 305 amino acids. Gene Ontology annotation, molecular function: ketohexokinase activity.